AUCUGUUCUGUGCGGUCUGUCCUGACGAUGAAUUCAACCAGCUCCUCCUUCCCAUGGCGCGGAGAUGCCACAUCUCUGGCAGCCAACCCAGCCGUGCUAAUCGUGCUUGUACCGGUUGUGACCCUGCUCUUAUCCUAUCUGGUGUCUUGGAUUGCAUCACCCCUGCGAGGGUUCCCAGGACCAGCUCUAGCAUCAUGGUCGAAUCUGUGGCGGAUGUACUAUGCCUACGAUGGAUCUAUCCAUACCACCACUCACAAGAUGCACCAGAAGUAUGGACCAGUGGUCCGCAUGGCCCCGAACUACCUCGACCUCGACUACGAUGCAACCGCCUCGCUGAUCAAGACGUGUUUUGACACGAAAGGCGUCUGGAGAAAGACCGACUGGCAUGCUGUCAGUGGUUUCAAGGUAGGAAAAGAGAUUAGGUACAAUGUAUUCAGCGAAGUGCGCCCAGCCGAGCAUACUCGCAUGAAGAAGCCCGUCGCCAAAUACUGGACGACCAGUGCAGUGGCCCGAAUGGAACCCCAUAUCGACAGCGUUGUCGCGUUCUUCGCCAAGCAGCUCCAGGGUCGCUAUGCAGAUGGGGGUGAAAAGAAAAUGGGCAAGGCAUUCAAUUUCGGCGACUGGGCCAUGUUUUUUGGCUGGGAUGCGGUAGCCAAAACAACGAUGAACAAGCGCAUCGGCUACUUGGAUCACGGAUCUGAUUUUGACGGGACGCUGGUCACGGCCGAGAAAGCAUCGAGGUACCUGGUCACGAUCGGAAUGUACCCUGUGCUGGACCGGUUCUUGGAUAAGAACCCUAUAUAUCACAUUGGGCCGCCAUCUUACACGAACCUCGCCACACUGGCAGUCAAGCUGUUGACUGCCCGAUUGACCGGCCAGGACGGGCAUGAUGCCGUCCAAGAUCUCGAUUUUAUGGACCAUUAUAUCGAGGCUAAGAAGCAGUACCCGGAAAUUGUUGACGACUUUAUGCUCACCUCAUACGUGCUCGUUAACUUGGCUGCCGGAGCCGACACCACCGCCGCAGCUCUUCGAACGGUCUUCUACCUUUGCCUAAGGAACCGCUCAAUCUGGAAGAAAUUGUCCGAGGCAGUGCUCGCAGCUCCAUUCGCCCAGCCAGGGAGCGUCCAACUACCAGCCCCAUACGCUCAGACGAGAGCAAUCCCUUACCUCGAAGCCGUCAUCCGCGAGGCACUGCGCCUGUACCCUGGCAACCUUUUCCCCCAGGAGCGCGUCGUGCCAGCAGGGGGGAUCAAGCUCCCAGACGGGCGUUUCGUCCCCGAGGGCACGGCCCUGGGGUUCAACGCCUACGCCAUGCACCGCAACAAGGCAAUUUGGGGGCCCGACGCGGAGGAGUUCCGCCCGGAGCGGUUCCUGCGCUCCGAGGACGAGUCAGAGGCCGAAUACAGCGACAGGAUGAGGUUAUACAACGAUAGCGACUUGUCUUUUGGGGCGGGCAGCCGAAAGUGCAUUGGGAUGAACCUCGCGAUGAUGGAGGUUUACAAGACCACCGCCACUCUAGUUGCCAUGUUCGACUUCGAACUAGCCACCCAAAAGGAGUGGACUGUCACGGCUGAGUUGUUUCCCAGAGCUAGGGGAAUAGUGUGUAGAAUUCGACAGAGGGAAGGAAUGUUUCUGAGGCCGGACAUUGAUUACAGGAAUGAGUAGUCACGUCGCUCAGC
Molecule: messenger RNA, 1679 nt
Organism: Diaporthe batatas
Lineage: Eukaryota; Fungi; Ascomycota; Sordariomycetes; Diaporthales; Diaporthaceae
Exons: 6
Coding region: 28-1665 (545 amino acids)
Molecular function (GO): iron ion binding; heme binding; oxidoreductase activity, acting on paired donors, with incorporation or reduction of molecular oxygen
Source: RefSeq, a predicted model, not a curated record